Molecule: messenger RNA, 2384 nt
Organism: Branchiostoma floridae (Florida lancelet)
Lineage: Eukaryota; Metazoa; Chordata; Leptocardii; Amphioxiformes; Branchiostomatidae
Product: zinc finger protein 845-like
Exons: 2
Coding region: 107-1972 (621 amino acids)
Biological process (GO): regulation of transcription by RNA polymerase II
Cellular component (GO): nucleus
Molecular function (GO): DNA-binding transcription factor activity, RNA polymerase II-specific; RNA polymerase II transcription regulatory region sequence-specific DNA binding
Source: RefSeq, a predicted model, not a curated record
GAUAACCUUUCACCCAGGCGAAUUUCACCUUUCACCCUUUGGUUCGCUUAGAAGACGUUCGCGGGAUUGUGUAAAGGUAAAUAUCAGCACUGGAAGCAGGUUAGACAUGGCAGAGACAGAUAAUGGGUCUCCCACUGCUGUUCCCCAGAACUUCUGUGAUGGGUCUCCUAAUGGAGUUUUAUGGGAAAGAGACGCAAGGUUGUUAGAAGACAAGCAGAUUGCAACAGCAAGCAGUUUGGACAAUCAUCCAGAAACACAAACGGGAGAGAAGCCCUACAUGUGUGGCGAGUAUGGGUAUGUAGCUUGGAAGUCUACCUUAUCUGAACAAAUGAGAAUGCAUACAGGAGAAAGACCCUACAAGUGUGACCAGUGUGACUAUUCUGCAGCAAAGAAAUCUACUUUGGACCAACAUAUAGCCACACACACCGGAGAUAAACCCUACAUGUGUGGGGAGUGCGGGUACAGGACCGCUGUAAGGUCUAACUUAUCCCGACAUAUGAGAACUCAUACAGGCGACAAGCCCUACAAGUGUGACCAGUGUGACUAUUCUGCAGCAGAUAAAUCUGCGUUGGGCUAUCAUCUAGCAAAGCACACUGGUACCAAACCCUACAUGUGUGGGGAGUGCGGGUACAGGGCAGUUUUGAAAUCUCACUUAUCCCAACAUAUGAGAACACAUACAGGUGAAAACCCCUACAUGUGUGGGGAGUGUGGAUACAGGACAGCUAUAAGGUCUAACUUAUUCCGGCAUAUGAGAAGUCAUACCGGUGAAAAACCCUACAAGUGUGACCAGCAGUGUGACUAUUCUGCAGAAAAGAAAUCCACCUUGAACGAACACCUAGCCAAACACACCGGUGAGAAAACCUACAUGUGUGUUGAGUGUGGUCACAGGACAACUAACAAGUCUACCUUAUUCCAACAUAUGAGAACCCAUACAGGUGAAAAACCUUACAAGUGUGAUCAGUGUGACUAUUCUGCUGCAAAGAAAUCUACUUUGGACCAACAUCUAUCCAUACACACUGGUGAUAAGCCCUACAUGUGUGGGGAGUGUGGGUACAAGACAGCUCAAAAGUCUAACUUAUCUCUGCAUAUUAGAACCGAUACUGGUGAAAAGCCCUACAAGUGUGACCAGUGUGACUAUUCUGCAGCAGAUAAAUCUGCGUUGGGCUAUCAUCUAGCAAAGCACACUGGUAACAAGCCCUACAUGUGUGGCGAGUGCGGGUACAGGGCAGUUUUGAAAUCUCACUUAUCCCAACAUAUGAGAACUCAUGCAGUUGAAAAACCCUACAAGUGUGACCUGUGUGACUAUUCUGCAGCAAGGAAAUCCACCUUGAACGAUCACCUUGCCAAACACACCAGUGACAAAUCCUACAUGUGUGCUGCGUGUGGGUACAGGACAGCUCAAAAGUGUAACUUAGCCCAGCAUAUGAGAAUCCACAAUGGUGAAAAACCCUACAAGUGUGACCAGUGUGACUAUUCUGCUGCAGAUAAAUCUGCGUUGAACUAUCAUCUAGCAAAGCACACUGGUAACAAACCCUACAUGUGUGGGGAGUGCGGGUACAGGGCAGUUUUAAAGUCUCACUUAUCCCAACAUAUGAGGACCCACACAGGUGAAAAACCCUACAAAUGUGACCAGUGUGACUACUCUGCUGCUACAAAAAACACUUUGGACACCCAUCUAGCAGCCAAACACACUGGAGAGAAACCCCACUUGUGUUGGGAGUGUGGGUAUAGGACAGCUCAAAAGUGUAACUUAUCCCGGCAUAUUAGAACCCAUACUGGUGAAAAGCCCUACAAGUGUGACCAGUGUGACUAUUCUGCAGCAGAUAAAUCUGCAUUGGGCUAUCAUCUAGCAAAGCACACUGGAGAGAAACCCCACAUGUGUGGGGAGUGUGGGUACAGGACAAAUCAAAAGUCUAACUUAUCUCGACAUAUGAAAACUCAUACAGGAGAAAAGCCAUACAAGUGUGACUAGUGUGACUAUAUUCUGCUACAUGCAUAAGUCCACCUUGAACAAACAUUUGGCCAAACACACUGGAGACAAUCUCUAUUCGCUUUCAGAACGUCUUACAAGUCUAAUAUCUACAAACAUAUGAGAACCCAUACGGGUGAACAAAAACUACAGGUGUUAGUGUUCAGCAACUAGGAAAUCAGAUGUUGUCCAGCAUCUACCUAUGCACGCUGAUGAGAACUUUGCUGUGUCCAGGUUGGACACAGCAAAGAAUGACAAAAUAGAAAGCCCGAUAAAAACGUACUAAAAAAACGUUGAAAAAAACGGAGUCUAACCUCUGCUUGGAGAGUAGGUAAACAGAACUUAUCCAGCUAUACAUACAAGCACAUGGAACAGAGAAAACGGAUGUACAAAGAACACAGUACUUUCAAUGACG